AUUCGUGUAAUGCACUGUACAAAUGUUGAAAAUGAAUAAACAUCAAAAUCCAAUAGAUAAUCUUCAGAAACAUUGCCUACUAUUCGUAAAAGAAUCUAGAAAAGAACUGAAAAAGGUCUAAUAGAUGCCACAUUCAAACAAUUGUAUAAAUAGAACAAACUUGAUGAAAUAGUAACUAAAGCCCAAGAAAACAAUGAAAGUAUUUAUGAAGAGUAUGAUGAAAUAAAAAUUCAUGGAACCACAUGGAAAAUCAAUGAUAAUGUCAUCAUAAGAAAUGGUGACGAUUUUAUUGAAGAUUAUGUUGGAACAAUUUAGAAAAUUUGUUCUGUUUUAGAACCUUCGUCUAAAAAGUUAAUUUGUCUGUGCAAAGUUUAAUGGUACAUGAGAAAAAGUGAUAUUAUAAUUCAUAAGCCAAGAGCUCGAUAAUGGAUUGGAACUCAAGAGGUUUUUUCAACAAAAACAAAUAAUUAUAUACUUGCAUAGACUAUAAUGUAAAAGUGUACAAUAGUUGAUUGUGAAGAAUUUGUCAAUAUGUAAAAAUGUGAUUCUACCGCAUAUUUUAACAGACUUGAAUGGGAUGUUGAAAAUAAAAAAUUUACUAAUAUGAAUAAGAUCUAGUUAUAUUGUCUAUGCCAAUAGCCAUGGAAUCCUGAACUCAAUUACAUUUAAGUAAUUUUUAAAUUCUAUUUUUUAGUGUGACAAAUGUAAGAAAUGGUAUCACUUUUAAUGUGUAGAUUUAGUAAUUGAAUGCUACGACGAUAAAGAUUAUAUAUGUGGCUAUUGCAAUUGA
Messenger RNA from Paramecium sonneborni, 790 nucleotides. The record is from the annotation of a GenBank genome assembly. NCBI's taxonomy places the organism in Eukaryota, Ciliophora, Oligohymenophorea, Peniculida, Parameciidae.